CUUAAUAUUUAUCAUCUUCAUUAUUUAAAAAUCUAUAGUUAAUAAUAGUAGAGUUGUUGAAGCAAACUAUAUUAGUUAACAAUCUACACAUCGUUAUAUAGAAAUUAAGGCUUUUCAGAUAAUGUUCUAAUUUCUGAAUACAAUCAGUUUUCUAAAAUUUUAAGAUCCCGAACUAACUCUUGUUUUUUUUUAUAAAGUUCGGAGUAGACUUGUUCGUGUAUAGUAAUCUAGUUUUCUUAAAAUUUGUAUAUAAUCUUUUGUUGUGUUAGCCUCUUAAAUGAUAUCAGAUUGUACUGUGAACGUGGCAUGUAUCUCAGAAUAGUUCUAAUUGUUUUUAAUCUUGACAUUUUGACAAGUAAUCAAAAAUAUCAUAAGACUGUUUGAGUCUCAAGUUAACAUAUAAAUAUACACAUAUACUAUCAACAUAAUACACUGUAAUUCCAAGUUACAAAAUUUUCCAAAUCUUUGUUAAUUUUAGUAAAAAAAAAAUCUAUUGUAUUAACCUAUACCACGCAAAAACAUUAAAAAAAAACAUGUUAUAUAAUAUAUCUUCAAGACAAUAUUCAAAUGGUGAUACAAUACCUUUUCUUUCCCAUUGAUUUUCUUUUAUCAUUUUCUCAUUUUAUUUAAACAUACAUACAAUUGUCCCAUUUUCUUUUACUAUGAAGUGUUUGAAAACAUUAUUCUCAAUGAUUAUAAUUGUAUCGUGUCAUCUGGAAUACGGAGAUGGCCGGAGGAUUCUAAGGAUCAAAGAUUUCAUAACUGAUACUAACCAUAAAAACGUUGAUUAUUCACAAGUAUUUCAAAAAGCAUGGAAAGGGUUAUGCGAAGGUGAAGGUGAAGGGACUGGCGGGUCAUCGCUAGUGAUAAAUGAGAAUGAAAAAUACACUAUACAACCACAACUGUUUGAAGGUCCAUGCGUAUCUUCUUACAUUCAUAUUCAGAUCGAUGGGAAAAUAGAAGCGCCGAAGAGACCAAAACAGUGGGGAAACAAACGAACUGAGAGUUGGUUAAUGUUCAAGAACGUGGAAAGUCUCUUCAUCAACGGCUCAGGUGUCCUUGACCCCCAUGGAGAAACUUGGUGGCGAUCUGUUCGUCACUCUAAACGACCCAGAACACUUAGCUUUAAGCAAUGCACCGACAUAAUAUAUAAUGGGCUAACUCAAUACAAUAGUCCAAAGAAUCACAUUUCAGUCUAUGGUUGCACCAAUGCAACUUUAUCAAAUCUUACUUUGCUAGCACCCGAGAAGAGUCCAAACACUGAUGGCAUUGGUAUUUCUCUUUCACACAAUAUUCGUAUCUUAGACUCGUCUAUCCAAACUGGUGAUGAUUGUAUUGCAAUUACUGGUGAGCGUGGUGGUUCUUCCGACAUCAACAUUACUCGUGUGGCAUGUGGUCCAGGUCAUGGUAUCAGCAUUGGAAGUUUGGGCAAAGGUGAUAUAGAUGACACUGUUGAGAACGUGAUCGUAAGAAGCUGCAGCUUUUGGGGAACUCAAAAUGGGGCAAGAAUCAAGACUUGGCAUGGAGGAAAAGGGUUAGCCAAGAAUAUAUUAUUUGAAAAUAUUACGGUAACAAAUACUAAAUACCCCAUAAUCAUCGAUCAACAUUACUCUAAUGGUGGCACUGGUCAUGUCAAGGGGAAUGCGGUGAAAGUAAGCGACGUAACAUUCAGAUAUAUUGAAGGGACUUCAGCAAGUAAAAUUGCAAUAAAGCUAGACUGUGAUGAAAAUCAAGGGUGUCAUAACAUCGUGAUGGAACAUAUCAAACUCACAUCUGCAAAGCCGGGGAAGAAACUCUCUGCAUAUUGUAAAUUUGCAGAUGUGAAAGCUUCAUUCGUUAACAUCCAUAUAAACUGUGGUUUAUAUCCUCAACUUUUGCCGUUGUUUCCUUCUCUUCCAAAAAUUAUUUAGCAACAUAUACAAAGGAAACCAAAAGCUCUUGGCCUAGUGGUAUUGGAACUCCGGCUGCAGUGCCCGCCCUGGGUUCGAGUCGCCUUGGCCACCUUCCCGCCUAUAACCGUGCGUACCCGGAUGGAAGGCCUCGUGGAGAUUAGUCUGGGCUUACCGCCUGGGAACCCCACGGUCAUCAAAAAAAAAAACAUAUACAAAGGAUAUUUUUUUAACUAAAAGCAAUUAGUUAUUU
Molecule: messenger RNA, 2142 nt
Organism: Brassica napus (rape)
Lineage: Eukaryota; Viridiplantae; Streptophyta; Magnoliopsida; Brassicales; Brassicaceae
Product: probable polygalacturonase At3g15720
Exons: 8
Coding region: 663-1910 (415 amino acids)
Biological process (GO): carbohydrate metabolic process
Molecular function (GO): polygalacturonase activity
Source: RefSeq, a predicted model, not a curated record